AUGUGUGCUCGACUUUUUACCCGUCGACUCCGCGCUGCGGCUACUGCAGUUCGUCCACCAGCCAGAAAGAUUUCCAAUCAUAACUUCGAAGUCAACCCGAUUGUUCCCGUCUUUUGGCGAGAGAAGGAAGUCAUCAACUCGGAAAAAUACAUCAUUGACACAACAAAUGAAAAUAUGGCAGAUGGACCAAAAGGAAAUCCUCAGCUUGCCCGAAAAAUGAGAAAAGUCUUUGACGAAGUCGGACUAGUUCUCCUCCGCGGAAACCGCGAAAUGGGCGACAAUUUGGAAGCCAUGAAACUUUGGGCCGAAUUCAUCUUUCCCUCCCUCUCGAAGUACGAAGCCGGGGCCAAUGCUAGAAAAGGAAUAAUCCCCAAUGUUUACGAAAUCGGCGCGCCAAAAGAAGCUUGGCUUCACUUCCAUCACGAAAUGGCCUACGUAAACGAAUCUGUCAACGGUAUUGCUUUCUGCUGCCGGGAAGCCAUAGAAGACCCUGAAGAUCCUCUUCGUGGAGCUACUUUUGUUUCGGAAAAUUUCGGCGCUACGGAUGAUAUCCUAGCAACAGAAUUCGGCCAGAAGCUCAAAAACAAAGGAAUCUGCUACAUCCGAUGUCUCACGAAUAAAGAGCGCUACUCAAAUAUGGAUGGUGUCUACAAUCACUGGCAAUACUCCUUCAUGACCGACUGCCCAAAAGAAGCAGAAAGAAGAGCAAAAGCAAAGGGUCUGGAAGUCUCCUGGGGCGAAAAUGGAUACAUGAAGACAAAAUGCUACAUUUCCGGCUUCGAAUACCACCCUCAGUCGAAUCGAAAUCUCCUCUACUCCGCAAUCGCCGACCAUAGCGCCUGGUUCGAUCAGUGGCCAACAGUAAUGGAGAAACCGUACAUGAAGACUUUUGAAGGAGCGACUGAGGAGGAACGACCACUGGCAAUUACUUUUGGCGAUGACAGUGAAAUGACAAGAGAAGAGCUCCAAACCUUCGUCGACGUCUACGAAAACCACGGCAUCCCACUCGCCUGGCAAAAAGGAGACAUCGCCGCCAUCUGCAACUACCGAUUUGCCCACGGCCGCCUCCCAUUCAGUCUCGCCGAGGGCGAGCAGCGUGAACUCGGAGUCAUCCUCGGCCAAAUGUACAAGCGCUUGGGCCAGAAAGACGAUGCAUGGUGA
Molecule: messenger RNA, 1161 nt
Organism: Oikopleura dioica
Lineage: Eukaryota; Metazoa; Chordata; Appendicularia; Copelata; Oikopleuridae
Source: the annotation of a GenBank genome assembly